CAUCCUUCAAGAUUUCAAACAUGGCUGCAACUUCCUCUUACAUGGCUUGCACCAAAUUCUCCAUGUUGGGUUGGGGUGGAGGAAAGAGAGAUUUGAGAAAGAGAAGGGUGUUUUCAGUUUCAGCUCAGCAGCAAGCUGAAGUAGGUGAAGCACAACAAACAAAAGAAGCAAAAGUGCAAGAAGAGCAAGAAAAGGUGAAGCCACAACCUACACAACCAAGGCCAGUGGAACCACAACUGAAUGUAAAGAGCAAAAACAUGAGCAGAGAAUAUGGAGGGCAGUGGCUCAGCAGCGUCACGCGGCAUGUCAGAAUCUAUGCUGCCUACAUUGAUCCAGAGACCUCCGAGUUCGAUCAAACACAGAUGGAUAAACUCACCCUUAUACUUGACCCCACUGAUGAGUUUGUCUGGACUCCUGAAACUUGCAACCAAGUUUAUUCAUACUUCCAAGAGCUUGUGGAUCACUAUGAGGGUGCACCAUUGACAGAGUACACGCUUCGUUUGAUUGGUUCAGACAUAGAGCACUACAUCAGGAAGCUACUAUAUGAUGGAGAAAUUAAAUACAACAUGCAUGCCAAGGUACUGAACUUCAGUAUGGGUAAGCCCCGCAUUCUAUACAAUAACAACGAUGGCCAGUUUCAAGAUGUACAAUGAUAUGAUUCUCACAAAAUGGCUAG
Messenger RNA from Durio zibethinus, 676 nucleotides. RefSeq names its product subunit NDH-M of NAD(P)H:plastoquinone dehydrogenase complex (gene NDHM). Lineage: Eukaryota; Viridiplantae; Streptophyta; Magnoliopsida; Malvales; Malvaceae. The record is from RefSeq and is a predicted model, not a curated record. Gene Ontology annotation, molecular function: oxidoreductase activity, acting on NAD(P)H, quinone or similar compound as acceptor.